AGCUCCGGCCCGGCAGGAAGCGAUGGCAGCGGGGGAGACGACCCAGCUCUACGCCAGGGUCUCCAACAAGCUGCGGGGCCGCAGCACGCCCUCGCUGCUGGACCCCCUCCUGGCCAUGGGCUUCCCGGCCCACACCGCGCUGAAGGCGCUGGCGGCCACGGGCAGGAAGACGGCGGAGGAGGCGGCCGACUGGCUGCACUGCCAUCGCGACGACCCCUCCCUGGACGACCCCAUCCCCCAGGAGUACGCCCUUUUCCUCUGCCCCACGGGCGCCCUGCUGGAGCGGCUUCAGGAGUUCUGGAGAGAGAGCAGGCGCCAGUGCGCGAAGAACAGAGCCCACGAGGUCUUCCCCCACGUGACGCUCUGUGACUUCUUCACGUGCGAAGACCAGAAGGUGGAGAGCCUGUACGAGGCCCUGAAGCGGGCCGGGGACAGGGCCCUGGGCGCCUUCCCGCAGGCCGUGCCGCUGGUGCUCCACUCCUCCAUCAGCUACCUCGGCUUCUUCCUCAGCGGCAGCCCCGCCGACGUCAUCCGGGAAUUCGCGGUGACCUUUGCCGCAGAAGCCUCCGUCUUAGCAGACUGUGCCGUGAAGCCUUGCACCAAGCAGCUGCACCUGACCCUGGCCCACAAGUUCUACCCCCACCACCAGCGCACGCUGGAGCAGCUGGCCCGCGCCAUCCACCCCGGCCACGCCUGCCAGUGGACCGCGGCGCUCUACUCCCGGGACAUGCGCUUCGUGCACUACCAGACCCUGAGGGCCCUCUUCCAGUACAAGCCCCAGAACGCGGACGAGCUGCCGCUGAGUCCCGGCGACUAUGUCUUCGUGGACCCCUCCCAGCAGGAGGAAGCCAGCGAGGGCUGGGUGAUCGGGCUCUCCCAGAGGACGGGCCGCCGGGGCUUCCUGCCGGAGAACUACACGGACCGAGCCAGCGAGGCUGACACCUGGGUGAAGCACAGGACGUACACCUUCAGCCUGGCCGCCGACCUCAACUCCAGAAAGGACGGCGACGGUGGCAGCAGACAAAACGCGGAAUUUCCUCCCCCGCAAACGUCGAGGAGUUUUAGCAGCAUACAGGAUUUGCAGGCCACGGCGAGGAGGAGCGUGCUGGUGGUGCGGCACGGGGAGAGAGUGGACCAGGUCUUCGGGAAGUCGUGGCUGCAGCAGUGCUCCACGCCCGACGAGAGAUACUACCGGCCGGACCUGAACUUCCCCCGCAGCCUGCCCCGGCGGGGCUGCGGCCUCAAAGGCUUCGAGAGCGACCCGCCCUUGUCGUGCUGCGGAGAAUUCCAGUCCAGAGCCGCAGGGGCCGCGCUGCUGGACAGCGGCGUCCGAGUCACCUCUGUGUUCGCCUCCCCGGCCCUCCGCUGUGUGCAGACCGCCAAGCUCCUCCUGGAAGAACUCAAACUGGAGAAGAAAAUUAAGAUAAGAGUGGAGCCCGGAAUCUUUGAGUGGACCAAAUGGGAGGCGGGCAAGACCACCCCAGCCCUCAUGAGCCCGGAAGAGCUGAAAGAGGCGAACUUCCCCGUGGACACUGAUUACAGGCCCGCGUUUCCCCUCUCCUGCCUCCUGCCGGCCGAGAGCUACGGCGAGUACGUGGACAGGUGCACAGCAAGCAUGAGCCGCAUCGUGGACACCUGCCCACAGGACACGGGCGUCAUCCUGCUCGUGAGCCACGGCUCGGCGCUGGACUCCUGCACGCGGCCGCUCCUGGGGCUGCCGCCGCGGGACUGCGGGGACUUUGCCCAGUUAGUGAGAAAGAUCCCUUCCCUGGGCAUGUGCUUCUGUGAAGAAAACAGGGAGGAAGGGAAAUGGGAGCUGGCCAACCCGCCGGUGAAGACCCUGACUCACGGCUGCAACCCCGCGUUUAGCUGGAGGAGCUGGCUCCUCGGCAACUGAGAGCUGAGGCGGCUCAGCCGGGCCCGCGCCGCGCCUCCCGAGGUGUCUCCGUCUCACCUGGUGUGACUUGCAGAAGCACGAGACGCACUUUCGUAUUUGGGGGUGCUUGUUUGCCGCCUGUGUUGCUGUCGUCAAGCUGGGCCUGGGGGCCCGGGGCGGGGGCUGGGUGGGGCGCCACCCCCGGCAGGUGCGCUUACCUGCGCCGAUACAGGACGGACAGGUGGCAUGGCUGGCGGGGAAAUGACACCUGGGGCUCUAACUUCCAGGAGUUAGAGACUCACCCCCCACCACACACACACACACACUGUUUAUUAUUUUACAUGUUCGUGUCAGUCAGGUUCCCUGUCACCUUUCCUGCUCCUGUUUCAAUCGCUCUUUAGCUGUGUCCACACGGGCCAGACGCGGUGUGACAUUCAAGGAAAUGGGCAGGAAAAGCACCCGCCAGACCAGCCCUGGGAGCUGCUCCUCGGUGUGGACACCCGGGUGCCGGCUUCCUGUCGCAGCCCCAGCAAACCACCACAACCUCGUGGUCGCUGGAAGCAGCGCAGGUUUUUUGACUCCGUCUCCCGCGGCUCUGGAGGUCAGGGCUCAGCUGCCGACCUGGGUCCCUCCUGGCGGCUCUGGGGGAGGAUCCCGUCCCCACCAUUUCCACCUUUCAGAGGCCACCUGAGUCCCUCGUCUCAUGCCCCACCCCAGCCCUCCAGGACAGCAGAGCAGCGUCCUCCAAGCUCUCUCUGACCUCUGUACCCGCUGUCAUUGUCACCUGCCUUGGGCCACCCCCUCCCAGGGCCCCCAUGACCCCCGAGGGCCCGCCCAGUUAUCCAGGUCAUGGCUACCUCUGGGUCCUCAGCCUCACUGCACCCACACAGUCCCUUUCUCCAGGUAAGGUCCCAUGGUCACAGUCCCGGGGACUAGGAUGUGGACUCCUCCGGGGGUCAUUCCUUAGCUGCCACCCCUGUCCUCCCAGGCGUUAGGGUCUGAUGCACCUCCUGGUGCAGGUCUUCCUUUGGCUCCCCUUUACUCACUUCUGAUCAAGAUGGGCUGGAAAGGGGACUUUGCAGACAGGAGGAGGGAGUUCCCCUGACGUAACGGGGAAUCAGAAGGGCCACCAGCAAAGUGGCGUCCGCCUGCAACAGUAUAAACACGAUGGUGGCUCUGACUUCAGGAAGGUGGCCCAGUGGUGGGUGGGGUCCCCCCAGUGUGUCUCCCGCCCGCACCCCACAGGUGGCACCUGUUCCCACAGCCCAGGCAGGCGCCCGGCGCUGCGGCGACAUCCCACACGGUGCAAUGGAAACCCCCACCCCGCCUCUCCUCUUUCCCGCCCCCAUUCCCAUUCGGAUGUCCUUUCCCUUUGCGGUUUGGGACACGGCUGAUCCGUGCCCGGCCCUCUACGUACUGGAGCAGAUACAGAGCCCGGGGGAGGCCCAGCUCUGCACCUGCGGCCGCCUGCGGCUCCCGGGCAAGCCGGGCACGGAACACGCGUGAGCACGUCCAACACCCGAGCAGAGACAGAACCAGCCCCCGUCACACAGAACACACCCGGGCCAGACCCAGCGAACACGUCCUCAGCGUGUCCCUCAGGGGCCAUCUCCUGAGAGAAAGGCAAUUUGUCUGUCCUUGUUGUACUUCGCUGGUGACACCAUCCUCCUGUGCCCAGACACGGAGAAGCCUGCAGCUGCCGCAGCUGUGACCCUGGCUCUAACUGGACCCCACACACGCUGUGAGGGCAGAGACCCCGGUUCUGCCUUUCUUAGCCUCCAGAAUGGGCCAUCGCCGUGGGACCCAGCCCUGGGGCCACGCUGCUGGAGACGGGCAGAGGCAGACAUGCCCUGCGGACA
Microcebus murinus (gray mouse lemur) is the source of this 3735-nucleotide messenger RNA. NCBI's taxonomy places the organism in Eukaryota, Metazoa, Chordata, Mammalia, Primates, Cheirogaleidae. The record is from RefSeq and is a predicted model, not a curated record.